AUGAGCAAUGAGGUUUCCGUGCAGUUGCUGGACUCCAGGAGUUUAGAAAUUCAAGGAAAUGCUUUUGGGUUAAAAUCCAUGCGAUGCAACAUCAAGACGGUGUUUACCUUGAAUACAGCAUGUACUGCUUGUGCUGCAGUGACCAAAAUGUUGUGUCCAAGAGGCUGGUUCAAGACCACUCAAGGAUUAGGAGUGAGGGACUGCAGAUACACUGUCAAGUUAGGAGAAAACACCCUUUCCCUGACAGGCUGCUAUCACAUGUGUAAGAAGGAAAUUGAGGAGAAAAAGUGCUGUCCAGGAUUCUGGGGUACAGAGUGCUUUGAGUGUCCAGGUGGCUCUCAAAAUCCCUGCAAUGGCCAUGGGACAUGCCUGGAUGGUAUACAGCAAAAUGGGACCUGCAUCUGCAAGGAGCAAUACAGUGGGUUUGCCUGCCAGAACUGUCGAGAUGAAAAUCGUUUUGGCCCAGACUGUCAGUCAGUGUGUGACUGUGUGCACGGGGAAUGCAGCAGCGGGGUUGCCGGGAACGGCAGCUGCACGUGCUAUGGAGGCUACACCGGCCCCAGGUGUGACCAAGAGCUUCCUCUUUGCAAAGGCAUGACAUGUGAGGCCAACAGCGAGUGUGUGGUAAGGGACGGGACAGCCAUUUGCGACUGCAAGCUGGGCUACAGAAAAAACGGGAGCAUUUGCCAAGCUUGGGAUCCUUGUGCUACUUCUCCAUGCUCCCCCUUUGCUGUGUGUAAGGUUCUCGGACCACAAAAAUAUCAAUGUACCUGCAAAGAAGGAUUUCAAGGAGAUGGGAAGAUUUGUCAGCCCAUAAACCCUUGUGUUGACAGUAAUGGAGGCUGCCCAGAAAAUUCUACAAUUUGUAUUUACAGACGUCCAGGAGAGGCAUCCUGUAUUUGCAAGCCUGGGAUGAUUAGGAGAAGUCCUUUGUCUGAGUGUUCUGUAGUUUCCAGCAACUGCCAGCAGUAUUUUUGUGACGUGACUUCCACGUGUGAAAUUAAUUCCCAGGGGAAUCCUAGCUGUGUGUGUAAGGAAGGGGAGAUUGGAGAUGGGAGAAGUUGUUAUAAAGAUCUCUUGAGUGAGAUAAAUCAGCUUAAUUCACGAGGAAGGUUUGCUAAGAAAUUAAACGUCGCCAGGAAAAUGUUUGCUUCUGGUUGCUCAACGCUGCUGACUAAAUACGGGCCUUUCACAGUCUUUGUGCCAUCCCUUCUUCCAAUUCAUGACAGAAUGGAAUUCAACGAUACCACUGCUGAGCAGCUGUGCAGAAUGCACAUUGUUCCUGGUCUGCAUUUCGUAGAAGAAAUGGUAAAAGCUAAGACUGUAUGGACUUUGUCAGGACAUCAGCUGACAUUCAGUAGCCAGACGUACGUCAAAUCGUUUCGAUAUCAGGAUCUGCCAGGAGAACUGUACAAUGUCCUACAAUCAAACCUACCAGCAGCCAAUGGCAUCAUUCAUAUCAUUAACACUCUAAGGAAGACACCCAGCACUGACAACCUCAGAAACCCUCAGAAAACCAUUGGUGAAAUACUUGCAUCAAUGGAGAUCUUCAGCAGAUUUGAAACUAUACUGGAGAACUGUGGCCUGCCUGCAAUACUGGAUGGACCAGGGCCCUUUACUGUAUUUGUACCCAGCAAUGAUGGCGUGGAUGAGUUGAGAGAUGGAAGGCUCAUUUAUCUUUUCACAGAGGGCAUAAAUAAGCUUCAGGAACUUGUGAAACAUCAUAUCUACACUUCAGCAGCGGUGACUGUAGAGAAACUGAUAAUGAUGCCACACAUUUUUACCAUGGCUAACCAAGUACUUACCAUCAACAUCAGUGCAGAUGGAAGAAUUCUGAUGGGUGAAUCAGGGAUUCCCUUAAAGAUGCGAGACAUUGUGGCAUCAAAUGGUAUUAUCCAUACCUUGGAUGGCAUCUUCAUCCCUCCUUCAAUAAUUCCCAUUUUGCCUCACAGAUGCAAUGAAGAGCAACAUAAAAUUGUGAUGGGCUCUUGUGUGGAUUGUGAGGCCCUCAACAACAGUGUUUGCCCACCUGGCAGCAGAGAAAUGGAAUCAAUGCUCUUCCCAAAAGAAUGUGUCUACAUCCAUGACCCACAAGGCCUGAAUGUCCUGAAGAAGGGGUGCGCCAGGUACUGCAACCAAACCGUCACGAAACCUGGAUGCUGCAAAGGGUUUUUUGGUCCAGACUGCAUGCCAUGCCCAGGGGGAUUUUCCAGCCCAUGCUACGGACGGGGAAAUUGCAGUGAUGGCAUACAAGGGAAUGGCAACUGUCACUGCUUUGAAGGUUUCAAAGGAAUUGCCUGCCACAUCUGUUCAAACCCAAACAAGCACGGCGAGAACUGUGAUGAAGAUUGUGGCUGUCUCCAUGGCAUCUGUGACAACAGGCCUGGCAGCGGCGGUGUGUGUCAGUCCUGGUCCUGUAAGGAAGGCUACACUGGGAAAUUCUGUGACAAGACAUCCAAGAACUGUGGCUCGAGCGAGCUGUCCCAGUACUGCCACCAGAACGCUGUCUGCAGCCUCAAUGACACGGCAAGGUGCAUCUGCAUGGAUGGAUAUGAAGGUGAUGGGUUUUCCUGCCAGCCCAUCGACCUGUGCAGUCAGCCAGACCGAGGAGGCUGUUCACAGAAUGCCCUGUGCACCAGUACGGGCCCUGGCACUGCCACCUGCCAGUGCCACACGGGCUGGACCGGCGACGGGAAGGUCUGCGUGGCCAUAGACAACUGCAUGCUGGAGAGCAGAGGGAACUGUCACAUCAAUGCCAACUGCAUUUACAUCGGCCCUGGCCAGAGCAAGUGUGUCUGCAAGAGGGGUUAUGCUGGAGAUGGCCACAACUGUGAUGCAAUCAACCCGUGCCUUAUGGACAAUGGUGGCUGCCAUGACUUGGCUACAUGUGUACCCCUUGGUGGAGGAGACAGAACCUGCACUUGCCCUGAAGGCUACAUCGGGGAUGGCAUGACAUGCUAUGGGGACAUUCUAAAAGAGCUGGCCAGGAAUUCCCACUUCACAGGCUUCUAUGACUGGGUUAAGAAAUCUCUCUUCAGCAUCCCAGCAGGAGCCAAUGUCACUGUCCUGGUGCCAUCGGAGGCAGCUAUCAAAAACUUGAACAAGACUGAGAAAGAUUUCUGGUUGACUCCCUCCAUGCUGCCAUUUUUAGUGAGGGCCCACUUUCUUGAAGGUGUCUUCACUGCUGAAAAGCUCAAAAAGUACAACAGGCCAGAGUUACCCACCCUCAACCCACAGACCAGAUGGCAGAUAAACACCAGCACCGGCGUAUUAACCAUCCAGAACGCAACUGUAGUUGUCAGUGACAUCCCUGCCAGCAAUGGCAUCAUUCAUGUCCUCAGUAAGGUUUUGUUGCCACCUCCAGGAGAUAUUCCACCGAGUCCUCCAGGUCUGCAGAAACAGCUUGAGACAGUUGCCUCAUUCAGCACAUUCAAGGAAUUGCUACAGAAAUACCAGCUCAUUGGAAAAAUUGAGUCCUCUGAAAAAUAUACUGUUUUUGUUCCUGGAAAUAGUUCCAUUGAGGAGUACUGCCAAACUGCCAAUGUGACCCAGCUGGACAACAAGACAGUGCAGUACCAUGUCAUACUGGGAGAAAAGCUCUUGCCCACGGACUUGAGAAGUGGAAUUCAUAAGAACAGCAUGUUAGGGCUCUCCUACUGGCUAAUGUUUUACCAAAACAGCACCCAGAAGUUCGUCAACAAUAUUCCUUUGGAUGGAAAAUUUCAUGAGACGAAGAAUGGCAUGCUGAUUGGAGUUUCACAGGUCCUCCAGAUACAGAAGAAUCGUUGCACUGCCAAUACCACCACCAUACAAAAGUCAAGAUGCGGCAAGUGUGAGAAGGGGAUCAAGUGUCCUCCUGGGUCAGUUCUUGUGGAAUUGCCAGGAAGCAAGAAUCUCGCUCGCUGUGAAUUACGCUCUGGGGAUUCAGGAGUACUUGGCUGCCACUUCACCUGUGCUAAAGUUUCUCUGAGGUCCGUCUGCUGCCCCGGCUACUAUGGACACAUGUGUGAGAUGUGCCCAGGGAAGCCAGGCCAGUGGUGCUCCGGGAACGGGGAAUGCCAGGACGGCAUGGAGGGCAGCGGGGAGUGCCAGUGCCUGGAGGGCUUCCACGGCACUGCCUGUGAGAUGUGUGAGGUGGGCCGAUACGGAGCUGACUGCAAAUCAGAAUGUGCCUGUGACAAUGGCAUAUGUAACGACGGGCUGCAAGGGGACGGGAGCUGCGAGUGCUUCCCAGGCUGGACGGGCCCUACAUGCCAAGAAAGAAUCAAGAUUGACUUGUGCAAUAACACUUGCCAUCAAAUGGCCAACUGCCUCAACAGUUCCACAGAUUCCUCACCUAUGUGCUUCUGCUCUGCUGGAUACACAGGGAAUGGGACCCAUUGCACGGAAAUAGAUCCAUGCACUAUGGAUCAUGGUGGCUGCUCCAUCCAUGCCGUGUGUACUAAAGUGUCCCCAGGAGAGAGAACCUGUGUUUGUAAGGAAGGCUACGCUGGAGAUGGGAUGCUCUGCAUGGAAAUCGAUCUCUGUCUCGAAAGCAAUGGGGGCUGCCACACCCACGCAGAGUGCAUUAAAACAGGUCCACGGAAGGUUGCCUGCAACUGUCUUCCUGGUUACAGUGGCGAUGGCGUGAGCCAGUGUAACCCCAUCAACUUGUGUGAACAGAACAAUGGAGGCUGUAGCCCGUUUGGGCUCUGCAAGUACACAGGGCCUGGCACCCGAAACUGCUCCUGCUCCUGGCACAGUGUUGGAGAUGGCUUCACCUGCCGUGGCAAAGUGUAUCUGGCAGAAAGUAUCAAGGAGCUCAGUGGGACAGGGCCUUUCACUGUCUUUGUGCCCCGGACAGAUUUCAUAGGGAACACCACAACGUUUGAGGAGUGGAGGAGCAGAGGUCUCCUCCAGGACCUGCUUCGCUACCACAUGGUGGGUUGCCGGAAGUUGCUGUCCAGUGACCUGGAAGCCCAGGAGACCCUUACGUCUUUAUCUGGCCACAAAAUAAAGAUCACAGUGAAAGAGAACAGCAUCUAUCUCAAUGAGGAAGCCAAAGUGGUUGUGAGUGACGUUGUUGGCAUGAACGGGGUCAUUCAUUUCAUCGACAAGCUCCUCAUUCCAAGUGACCUGGUGGACCGCAACAUCUCUUCAAAGAGCUCACAGCGAAACAUCACGGAAGUGGCAGAGGCCUUUGGGUACACCAUUUAUAGCCAGCUGCUGCAGGACGCAGAGCUGCUGCCACUGGUUAGUGACCCCCUGCACAGACCCUUCACCAUGCUGUGGCCCACAGAUGCUGCAUUCAGUGGCCUCUCCGAGAAAAGGCAGAAGUGGCUUUACCGCAGAGAGCAUCGGGAUGUGCUGGCCUCCUACCUCAAAGCACACAUGAUCAGGGACACCAAGAUUGUUGCUGGAAACAUGCCCCAGGUUGAAUCCAUACGGACCAUGCAUGGCUCCACCAUCUCAUUCAGCUGCAGCAAAACCCACGUGGGAGAGCUUCUGGUGGGGAACGGUGAUGCCACCAUCAUCCAGAGGCACAUGGAAUUCAACGGGGGCAUUGCUCAUGGCAUCGAUAGGCUGUUGGAGCCGCCGGACCUGGGAUCUCGGUGUGAUGAGUUCACCUUUGUUGAGCUGCAGGGAUCUACAGAGAGCUGCGGACUCUGUGGCUUCGAGCCCCCGUGCCCUGCUGGCUCCGUUCAACGGGGGGACACCAAGCGCUGCUACUAUUACAGAAACCAGCUGCUCAGAAACACUUUUCUCUUUCACCGGAACUCCCUGUUGCGGCAACCCUCCCCGUGGGACACCUUCAGAAGACACUUGUCUUCCAGGGGGCCUCUGAAAAGAGGCUGCAGGAGGAGCUGUGUUUCCAACCAGUGGGUCCCUCAGUGCUGUGCAAAUCACUACGGCCGUGACUGUCGGGCGUGCCCAGGAGGGCCGGAGGCACCGUGCGGUAACCGCGGGACCUGCGAUGACAGAAUCGGUGGUUCGGGGAGCUGCAAGUGCAGCCAGGCUUUCAUCGGGACCAGCUGCGAGCUGUGUGCCCCCGGCAGAUACGGGCCAGAGUGCCAAGAGUGUAACUGUACCGAGAACGGUGUGUGCAACGGAGGACUGCACGGGGACGGCUUCUGCUUCUGUGCCGAGGGCUGGACUGGAGACCACUGCGAAACCAGACUAGUCAUGACGCCCACCUGCUCCCCACCGUGCCACCCCCAGGCCGUCUGCCGCGCCAACAACCUCUGCGAAUGCAACUUGCACUACGAAGGCGAUGGGAGAACGUGCUCAGUGCUGGACAUGUGCAGCCAGGACAACGGGGGGUGCGCCAGGCACGCGCAGUGCACGCAGGUCGGGGUGAACGUCUCCUGUGCCUGCGCUCCCGGGUACGGCGGCGACGGCCAC
Messenger RNA from Merops nubicus (carmine bee-eater), 6381 nucleotides. It is a transcript of the gene STAB1, whose product is annotated as stabilin 1. Gene Ontology annotation, molecular function: calcium ion binding. The transcript has 58 exons. The record is from RefSeq and is a predicted model, not a curated record. The annotation marks the transcript as partial. NCBI's taxonomy places the organism in Eukaryota, Metazoa, Chordata, Aves, Coraciiformes, Meropidae.